Molecule: messenger RNA, 4476 nt
Organism: Lampris incognitus (smalleye Pacific opah)
Lineage: Eukaryota; Metazoa; Chordata; Actinopteri; Lampriformes; Lampridae
Exons: 9
Coding region: 245-3868 (1207 amino acids)
Source: RefSeq, a predicted model, not a curated record
UCACCCCCACACUAAGAUCUGCUCUAGUCCAUCACAUUCUGAAUCUGACUUUCAGAUCAAAACAAAAUCUACUGUUCUUGACUGUCACAAGUUCAAUUCUGUGUCCUGGGCUAAUAGUCAUCCACAGCUGAAGCUUGAUGCCCUUCGUCGCUGGCCUUACGCCAGGCCGUCUACUGAUUCUGGAGUUCUCCAAUCAACAACCCAGAGUGGACAAGCAAGACCCGUAGUAGGGGGAGAGAGAGAGAUGGAGGAUGGGUUGAGUUGCAGUGAACUUUUUAAAAAAAGGCCUAAUAACCAUUAUGACAGAAAACUAUCAUCUGGUCACCAUGUCAAUGUGAAACCAUCACCCAACCACUCUGAAAAGCUAACACAGCCGUCCAGUCACCAAGAAAAUGUAAAAAAGAUGUCUCAUUUUCAAGGGGACAUGAAACAGGCCUCUAGUCAACAAGACAAUGUAAAAAAGAUUUCUUACAUCCACGAAGAAAUGAAAUUGUUGUCUAGUCAAAAAGACAACGUGAAGAAAAUCUGUGGUUACCAUGACAACACAGAACAGACCUCCAGUCACCGUGAUAACAUGAAACAAGCAUCCAGUCACUAUGAAAGCAUUAGGCAAGCUUCUAGUUACCGUGACAGUAUGAAGCAAGGAUUGGCUUACCAUGGGAACUUAAAACAAGAGUUCCUUCAACAUAACAUGCAACAGUUUUUCGAUCACCAUGACAACCUGAAAGACGUGUGCAGAGAUGGUAUCAGUAACCAUCACAAUAGAAACCAGGCCUCCAGUCAUCGAGGCAUCUCGGAUAAGAACCAGCUAUUUAGCCAAGUUGUAAAAAAGCACCCGGUGUCAAGAUGCCAAGGAGCAGGCAUGAUGGAACAGGCACUCAGUUGCCAUAAUGAUAUGACGCAGGCAUUUGGUCGCCAUGGCAACAUGAAACCGUCAUCCAUGCAACAAGACGUUUGCAGUCCAGCACAAAACGAGGCAAACCAGGUAUUGUUUGUCAAGGAUGACAGGAAACAGCCAUCUGAUUGCCAUACCAGUGUGGAACAGCGUUCUGGUCCUCAGGAUGUGGAAGAUAAAUGGGCGUCUGGUCCCCGUGAUGAUAGGGACCAGGCGAUGGAUCGCCAUGAUGACAACAAGCUGUUAUCCAGUCCCCCACACACCACUGUUACUCAGUUUUCUGGUUGCCACAGUGAAGUAAAGCAGAUGCUCAGUCACCACAAAGCAAUGGAACAAGAGAGAGGGAGUCUCUCCAGCGCACCUCCAUGGACCUCCUCUUCUUCGUUCUCCUCAACUUUCUCCCCCACUUUUCUGGUAGCAUCUUCAGCUCCAGUUCAGACCUCCCUUUCAUCUGCUCCUCCUCUAUCACUCCUAUCUACAACUCCUCCCACCCACCCAUCUAUUACUCCUCCCUCCUCCCUUCCUACACUUACAUCCCUGCCUCUUGAUACUUCCCUUGCCUCUCUGCAUCCUUCUCUAAAUCCUGCAAUUCAGUCCUCCAGCCCUACCUCCCCUCCUCCAUGUCCAUCCAUCCUUGCUACUCCUCCUCCUCUUCACAAGACCCCCACACCACCCUGCGCCUCCCUCCCAUGUCUCCUAGCCUCCCACCGUGCUGAGGUGCGUCGCCUCCUCCGGGGGGCGCUGAGUUCUCUGGGCCAGAGGCUGGCUUCCCUAGAGCGCCAGGUGAAGUUUCUCGCUGGGCAGAAGACCAGGAGGAGGAGGUACAAAAGGAAGUGCAGGGUGGAGGAGGGAGCUGCAAAAAGGACCUUACUGUCAGCUGGUGCAAAAACUACUGGAGUAGGGAUGGAAGUGAGCGAUGUCAAGAUUUGUGGGCACAAACGCUGCAGCAAUCUGGUCUCUGACUCCCCUUCCUUCUCAAUGGAGGAAGUGAAAAAGGAGGGAAUAGAGGAGGAGGAGAGAAGAAAAAAAAGACGGAGGAAGGUUGGGGAAGAGUCAUCAUCUGAUUGUAUCACUGUGCUGACGCCACAACACAGCAGCUAUCUUAACCCAAAGCAGGAGCUCAGAGGAGGACAUUAUGGAGCAGAAGUGGAGAUGGAGCAGAUGCAAAAGAAGGGAGCAGAGAGAUCCCCAGGGUGCCUGGUGAGCUUCUCUCAUGACAGGGGUAGUGCAGGGGGACAUGAGCAACAGAUCUUGUCGAAGUUUCACAAAAUCAUUACACACUCCCCGCAGGAAGAAAAGAAAGGGAGUUGCAAAGGAGGUGAACACGUUGCGGGAAAAUCUGUCUCCCCUGACCAAUCGCAUCCUUCCCUGCUUGACCAACUGCGGCAUUCCCACUUCCUCUCCUACCAAUUAGAACAUUCUCCCUGUCCUUCCUGCCCCUCCAGUCAACAUUCCCUGCGUCCUUCCAACCAAUCAGAACAAAUGUUUGACCAGUCAGCUUUUUCUCUGCUACCUUCUAACCAAUCAAAGGCUCCUGAUUUCACAUCUGACCAAUUAGAACAGUGUUUACUUGCCUAUAACCAAUCAGAGCAUCAUGUUCUAUCCUCCGACCAGUCACAACCAUCAGCCCAGCCAUCUAACUCAUUUCCCUCAAACUGGAAAUCAGAACUGCCUCACGAUGCCGUUGACCAAGCAGUAAGAGCUGGGACUGUUUUUAGCCAAUCAACAGGCAGCAGUCGCAACGGCGUUACCAAUCACCACCUUGUUGCUGUGGGCUCCUGUUACCCAGAAAGCCAUGGAGCGCUAAUAGCGCAGCUAGAAGAUGCCGCUAACUGGCUCACCCGUGCUGCGAGUUGCACCAGUCAAUCAAAUGCCUCGGACACAUCAAUUUCUUCCAAAGCUUUGAUCUGCCAGUCAAGUUCUUUGGCGACAGUGCUUAGCCAAAUGUGCUUUUCUAAGGCCUUAGCCAACCAAUGGAAUUCCCCUAUGUCCUCGAAGAAUCAUUCAGAUGCCUUGAAAGCCUUAAUUGGCCAAUCACAGGCCUCUAACGUUUUGAACAGUGAAUGGAGCUUCUCUAACACUCCCAUCAGCCAGUGGAAUUUUUCCAGUGUCUUGUCCAGCCAACAGUAUUUCACUGCUCCCCAGAACAGACAAUUGCAUACGUCGGCACUCACCCCCUUCUUCCGCCUCUGUCUCCGCCCCAUCAACCCAGCCUGCCUUGCUCACCUAGUGGCGCUAGCAGUGGAGACAGUAUCAGGCAGAGUUUGCCGGCCCUUACCACUGCUGAAGGACUACACGGCCCCACCCAGUUUGGAGCUUGACCACAGCUACAUCAAACAAACAACUGAUGUUCCAAGCUUGCCCACAAGGCGUUACUCACAGCAACAGUCUAGCAGACAAGCCAGACGUGAUGCCCGGAGUCGCCACCGCCUCCCUUCUGCCAGUGUGGCCCCGCCCCUCUUCAGCAGCAGCCAGUCAGCGGCCGCUGCUGAUGCUGAGUAUGUGGUUAGGAAAGAAGAGAAGAUUAGGCGGGUGUCCGAGAUUCGAAUAAGGAAGUCUCUCCCCAAACCAGACAUCAGGCUGACGCCCAUGGGGCUUCCUAAAGCAAAGAGACUGAAAAAAAAAGAAUUCAGUUUGGAGGAAAUUUACACGAAUAAGAACUACAAAUCGCCGACAACUAACAGGAGCCUAGAGACCAUUUUCGAGGAGCCCAAGGAAAAGAAUGGAUCUCUCCUCUGUAUGGGGCACCAGAGGAGGCGCAGGGUGCUGGAAUUUGGAGAUUUCACCCAGCCCAGGAAGAGAAGAGGCAAGAUUGGUCAGGGCAUCAGUUGGGUCACGCCGGGUCCCCGCAAACGGGCGGCAGCGACGAGAAGGCGUUGCUAUGAGGACGAGGAGGCGGACCUCGACGUGAUGCUGAUAGAGAGACUGACGGCGCUGGAAGACUCCCUAGUCAGACUGGGACUGGAUGACUGAGAACAGCAGAAGUCCUCCAAUUCCAGCUUGCUGGUGCUAGACCUAGACCUCGAGCUAGACCUAGACCUAGACCUAGCACCAGCUGUCCUGUUUUUUUAAAGUUUUUUUUUUUAAGUUUUGCUUUUUGUGUGCUGUGAAAAUGUGAACCGGACUGGCAGGAUAGCCGGCACGAACUUCUGAUAAAGCUGAACUGAUCCCCUGCUGCUGUUUGUUUGUUUUUGUUUUUUUUGUGGAGUAAUUACAAACUAAUUUUCAGCCUACAUUUAGAAAUGUGAUGUUUGAUUGAAGCACUAGAUUCUUCUUGAAACCGUUACCGACCUGUCCGUCAUUCCUUCCUGCUUUUUGAGGCGUAUGUCUGGAAAUAGUCUUCCUUUCGUUCCAAACUAGAAGGGCGUCUGUGCUUCAUUCACAGGACGACGUGUUUUUCAGGCUGUCUGGUGUUUUGGACUUUUCGCUAUGAGCUGAACUUUAUGCCGUUGUUGCUGUUGGUUUUUCCCAUAACGGUUCCUGAUUUGUGGUAUUUUGUGAAUUAUUUGUACUGUGUUAAAUUCCCAAAAUGUAUAUUUUUUGAAAUGAAUUCAACUUAUGAAUUAAAGGAGUGAUUUCUU